CUUUUACUAGCACUGACGCUGCUGUCAGGCCACCACCAUCGUAGGGAGGAAACAAAAGUAGACACCACGCUAUCGAGCUAGCCGGCUAACCUCAGACCCUCAGCCCUGCAGCGAGACUGAGGACCACAAAACCCAGCCCUCCUCCUCCUCGCCUGCCCGCGUCCACCGCCCGGGCUCUGUCGGGUGGGCCCAGCCCUGGUCAACGGCGAUCAACUGCUCCACGCUGCCGCGCGUGACACUGUCAUGGCAUCCAACAGCAUCUUUGACUCCUUCUCCAACUACAGCAGCAAUCUCCUCAGAGAGCCGCCCACCACCAGACGGUUCACGCCGCCCUCCACGUCCUUCCCCUGCAGUAAACUCGGAGACGGCAACGGGGCCAUGGCCACCCCGGGGCCCCUCAGGACGAGACCGGACACCAGGAACGUGGUGGACGUCCUGGCGGACCACGCCGGCGAGCUGGUCCGCACCGACAGCCCGAACUUCCUGUGCUCCGUCCUGCCGUCGCACUGGAGGUGCAACAAGACGCUGCCCGUGGCUUUCAAGGUCGUGGCUCUCGGUGACGUUCCCGACGGGACUCUGGUGACGGUGAUGGCCGGCAACGACGAGAACUACUCGGCCGAGCUGAGGAACGCCUCGGCCGUGAUGAAGAACCAGGUGGCCCGAUUCAACGACCUGCGCUUCGUGGGCAGGAGCGGCCGAGGGAAGAGCUUCACUCUGACCAUCACUGUCUUCACUGGACCACCGCAAGUGGCCACUUACCACAGAGCCAUCAAAGUCACCGUGGACGGACCCCGGGAACCACGCAGGCACAGAGUCAAGAUAGAAGACCCCGGGAAGAUGCAGUUCUCAGACAGGCUGUCAGAGAUCGAGCGCUACCAGCGGAGUAUGCGUAUAGGCCCAGUGAACAACAACCCCCGCCCCAUCCAAACACACCUCAGCACCACACAAGCACUGUGGCAGGAUCAGAUGGACACUCCUGCCCUGAAGACAUGCAAGGUGGAGGAGGACCUGAGGCCAUGGCCAGGAACCACAGACCUCUUCCAGCAGAGGACCACCUUCCCGUCUCUGUCGCCCCUGACUGACCCCCGCUUCUCAGACCCGCGCAUGCAUUACCCCGGGGCCUUCCCUUACUCGGCCAACACCUCCAGCACUGGCAUCAGUGGCCUGAGCAUGUCGGCCUCUUCUAGAUACCACACCUAUCUGCCGCCGCCGUACUCAAACAACCAGACCCAGAACUUCCAGUCCAACUCUUACCUGUAUUACGGCACCGGCUCUGGAUCCUACCAGUUCUCCAUGGUGGCGCCGGGGAACACCGGGGGCGAGCGCUCGCCCACCCGCCUGCUGUCCUGCUCGGGGGCCGGAGGCACCGGAGGGACCAACAGCCUGAUGAACCCUGGCCUGAACACCCAGAGCGAGGGCGUGGAGGCCGACGGCAGCCACAGCAACUCCCCGACGGCCAUGAGCGCCUCGGGUCGCUUGGAUGAGUCCGUCUGGAGGCCUUACUGACUGACAGACAAUCAGAGGGUGUGGGAGGAGCGACGUUAAGGAAGUCAAAGAGGAUGUUGAUCAAAAAAAAAAAGAAAAAAAAGAAAAGCUGAACACUGAAAAAAAACAAACAAAAAAAAGAGAACGGCUGCAUGUUUGUCUUUUAUUUCUCCAGCACUCGCUUUAAAAAAAUAACUCUCCCAAGACUCCCGUGUUAUUUUGUAAGAUUUGAGCAAACUCCUGCACUGUGCUAAAAACAUGUACUCAGAAAAACAACAGCUUAUAAAUUAAGAAGAUGUUCAGCUGAGAAAAGAAGGGAGAGUCGAAAAAACCCAGAGAAACCAAAGUAAAGAUUCAGGAACUUUUUUUCUGGUGCAAACCAUUUACUCAUCAGAGACUCAAGAGACAAUGGAAGUAAAACACGCGAUGAACUGGAAAAUGACAGCAGACGCUUGAGACCGAGGAGAAACUCACCUGAGGACGUUUUGCUCCAGGAGAGACUCCGACUGCGUCCGCGUCGCCGUGGCGAUCGGUUCCUUUAAAAGUUUUAAUUUCUGUAAAAUGUAAUUAUUGCAAAAACAGACAAAAAAAGACAAAAAAAAAGAGAAAAGAAGUCAGUUGUGAAAAACAACCUGGGAUGCAGACAGAGUUUGUUUAAUGACCAUCUCACCGUGCACGUGCAGUACUUUCACACAGAGCGGCUGGUGGUGCUGCGGUCGGCAGACGGCGAUCCGCGACGCUCGCCGCAAAUCUGGGAGAAAAGCAUGGGAUGUGUCACGACUCUACAUUCUCAGCGGCUGAUGUUUUGAGGAAUGUAAAAGUCUAAAUGCAAAAGGAGUGUUUUUCAGUUUCUAUUCUCAGUCCUGUUGUGCCUACGCUUUUACUUUUUUGUUUCCUCCUUAUUUUUUUCUAAUCCAGUCCCCUUUCAUGAAAGUGCUCGUCUGGUAUUUUUCAUCUGGAUGAUAAACGGUUUACUUUUUUUUUUUUUUUGAUAUUUAUUUGAGCCAAAUUGUGAGGAAAUGUACGCAUAUACCCCCAAAAUCCUUGAGCAUUUCUCGCUACCUUUCCUUUUUAUACAUAAUUAUAUAUAUAAAUAUAUACAUACAGUAUAUAUAUAUACCAUGUUUUGUUGUUAUAAGUAUAAAUUUGGAAUUUGUGUAAUAUAUUGUUACUAAAUUAUGAAAAACAAAACCUUUUAAUGUAAUUAUUUUGUCUUCCAAAUGUAGCUUUGAUGCACUAAAAACUUUGAUUCCUUAUAUGAACCACGCCCAACAGAUUCAGUCCGGAACCUUUUUAUUGAGCUAUGUCCAAAAACUGCCUUCCUGUGCUGAAAAGAGUCCUUUGCUUAAUGUUUGCACUAUGUUUGAACUCAUAUCUCUUAUGGUUUUUGCAUUUACAAAUAUCUAAAUCUGAAGAUUCCUGCCUUACACACGGAGAACACACUUCAAGUGACCUUUGGACUAAUCCUUCACCAAAUAUUGAACGGUUUCACACUCUCUCACACACACACACAGAUUCCUGCACCACAGGUGUGUGCACAUUCCCUCUGACCUGUCCUGAGGUCACUGCAGUCACAUGUGAUCCCUUUAUCCCUGAAGGGGAAAAGAGUGGGGAGGAUGAGGGGAUGAAACAAGGCAGAGGGGUCAGAGUGGGAUCUUCUUACCAACACCUCACAAUAGUUAUGCAAAAAAAAAAAAAGAAGAAGAAGAAAGAAAGCUCACUUGUGCAAAGGUGCCUUUGUUCUGAUUAAUUAGCAAAUGCUUCGCUGCUCUAAUUUAACGAUCAUCGUCAGUGCCAGAAGCUCGCGGCUCAUACACCUGCACAGGUAAUGUUAGCGCCAGGCUGCAGGUUUCGGGUGUCAUGUGACAUUUACCGGCAACGUCUUCCAGGGAAGACGAUUAUCACUCAUGACUCUGUGCGACGGGUGUUUGGUUGCUACACAAGUGAGAUUUCAUUUCAAAGCUAGUGUGUGUGUGUGUGUGUGUGUGUGUGUGUAGCUCAGGUAAAAAAAACAAAAAAACAAAACUUAUGCAACUUAUGUUUCGCAACAAAGACUCUGCCUUAUUCCUCUUUUUAUUUUUUUUUUAAAUAAUCAACGGCGACGACGACGUCUCAUUCCCCUUUGAUUUGGAGGAAACGUAUUUUUCCUGAACCUCAUGCAGCUAAAGAACGCCACACACGUCGUUACAGUCGUGUGGUUUCUUCAACAAUAAAAACACCAAAGAUCUUCACAACUGCCUGUUAAACUGUGUGGAUGUUUAAUAACGUGCGUUGGAUUGAAAGAGCACAAUGUCUUUUCAUUUUCUUUGUAAAAGAAUCCCCAUAUAAGCAAAAAAAAAAAAAAAACAAUGUAAAGUCAUCUUCCUGUCUUUGUUUCCUCUUUAUGCUCAAAGCAUGUUCAUCUGAAACUGAUAUGUUAAUUUAAAGAAUCUCAUCUACAUAUGUAAUAAUAUCGUUACUGCUUCCAUAUUGAGUGCUUGUACAAUUUGCGGAUAAUGUAGUUUUUAAUCAUUUGAAUUAAAAAACAUGUGUCUCA
Solea senegalensis (Senegalese sole) is the source of this 4021-nucleotide messenger RNA. RefSeq names its product RUNX family transcription factor 3 (gene runx3). The transcript is spliced from 8 exons. Gene Ontology annotation, molecular function: DNA-binding transcription factor activity, RNA polymerase II-specific; RNA polymerase II cis-regulatory region sequence-specific DNA binding; ATP binding. Gene Ontology annotation, biological process: regulation of cell differentiation; neuron differentiation; hemopoiesis. Gene Ontology annotation, cellular component: nucleus. The record is from RefSeq and is a predicted model, not a curated record. Lineage: Eukaryota; Metazoa; Chordata; Actinopteri; Pleuronectiformes; Soleidae. The coding region runs from base 244 to 1506 and encodes 420 amino acids.